Molecule: messenger RNA, 1684 nt
Organism: Hipposideros armiger (great roundleaf bat)
Lineage: Eukaryota; Metazoa; Chordata; Mammalia; Chiroptera; Hipposideridae
Gene: SIGMAR1
Product: sigma non-opioid intracellular receptor 1
Exons: 4
Coding region: 129-800 (223 amino acids)
Cellular component (GO): endoplasmic reticulum
Source: RefSeq, a predicted model, not a curated record
GAGCCGUACCACGGUGGUGGCGGGGGAACGGGUCCUGGAGGGCCCGCGGUAGGCUAGGAGGGUGGGAGAAGCAUAGCCUCAGGCUCCAGCUUCCACUUGUGCUGCGUUUUGUCAAGCUGCCCUCUGGGAUGCAGUGGGCCGUCGGCAGGCGGUGGGCGUGGGCCGCGCUGCUCCUGGCUGCAGCGGCUGUACUCGCCCAGGUGGUCUGGCUCUGGCAGGGCACGCAGAGUUUCGUCUUCCAGCACGAAGAGAUCGCGCAGCUGGCGCGGCAGUACGCGGGACUGGAUCACGAACUGGCCUUCUCCCGGCUGAUCGUGGAGCUGCGGCGGUUGCACCCAGGCCACGUGCUGCCGGAUGAGGAGCUGCAGUGGGUGUUCGUGAACGCGGGCGGCUGGAUGGGCGCCAUGUGCCUUCUGCAUGCUUCGCUGUCCGAGUACGUGCUGCUCUUCGGCACCGCCCUGGGCUCUGGCGGCCACUCUGGGCGCUAUUGGGCUGAGAUCUCGGACACCAUCAUCUCUGGCACCUUCCACCAGUGGAGAGAGGGCACUACCAAAAGUGAGGUCUUCUACCCAGGGGAAACAGUGGUGCACGGACCUGGUGAGGCAACCGCUGUGGAGUGGGGGCCAAACACAUGGAUGGUGGAGUAUGGCCGGGGUGUAAUCCCAUCUACCCUGGCCUUCGCGCUGGCUGACACAAUCUUCAGCACUCAGGACUUCCUCACCCUGUUCUACACUCUUCGCGCCUAUGCCCGGGGCCUCCGGCUCGAGCUCACUACCUACCUCUUUGGCCAGGACCCCUGACCAGCCAGGCCUGAAGAAGGACCUGUGGAUGGAACAGGAACAGGCAGGCUUGUACAACAUCCACUUGCUGGAGCCUAUGUGAAAAGACAAGGACAUAUUCAUAACAUACAGAUACUGAGUUCCUGGUGUACAAGAAAGGACAUACAUGCUUAUACAACUAAACAUAGAGACCUGUGGGAACAUGGGACAUGCAUUCAGAUACCGAAUCCCAUGUGUACAGCAACAUUGUGCAUUCACAACCACUCAGAGAGGGAGCCCCACAUAUACCAAGGGGUCCAGUCAUAUUCAAACACCCAUAACACACGCUUCACUCACUAACUCAGGCGUUUCCAGAGCUUCCCUGCCCCCAGACAGGGCUCUGGAGUUAGGAGUGAGGGUGGGUAUUACACUCUGCCUGGGUCUGACCCCUCAACCCAGCAGCAAUUGGGAAAUGAGGAGCUGCCUUUGGAGGCACCCUUCAUCUGCAGCUAUGAUGCCCUUCCCCUUGAUCUCCCUGUCCUCACCAUAUGCCUUACCCCUGUUCUGUUCCCCUGCUAUGCAAGUGCCCUCGUGGCCUGUCCCCCACCCUCUCAGCGACCAAGUCAGCUGGGGAGCCAGAAAAAUGAGGAUGCUGAGGUCAGGGUCCCUCCUAUCCUGAAAGACCCCCAUUCUUCCCUCAGAGGUGUGGUGGGGAGGCUGACCUCAGCCCAGGGCCCACCCCUGGGGAGAGGAUCUGGAGAGGUGGGUCUAGGUCCACGGGGCCAUCCCUGGCCUAGAGAAGGCUUUUUCUACACACACACACACACACACACACACACACACACACACCCAUCACAGCUUUUAGACUGCCCUUGCUGCAUUCUCUGUCCAUCUGUCUCUGUUAAUAAAGAUCUGUUGAACAGUUA